CAGAAAUUAGUUACAUAUACAAAUCACAAGACCUAAUUAAUUAAUUAUUACUGGAAAUUAAGUAUCGAAUUUCUUUAAAACUAUUUAUAUCCAUUUUCCACUAAAAUAUUUUCAAAAAACCGGUUAAACCCGCUAGGGUACCCUUCUCCUGCCAAAACUAAAUGCAGUAAAUGCUUUAACGUUUUAGCAUCCGUCGAGUAAACACGCGAUUUCUAGAUUACCAACUAUUUACGUAUCUUUCCAAACUUAUUUUUGUUUUUUUUUAAAUAAAUAUAGCUUACAAAAGUUUAAAAAAAGCACUCGUCCUUUGCGCACCGGGAUAAUGCCCUCAAACAUACGAUUCGUGUUAUCAAGUGCUUCAAAGUUGUUUUCGCGGUCUGCCGUUGAAGCAACCAACGGUUCGUUUUCCCUAAUUAGCGCCAGUUCUAUUCGGAAAUUUAGUGUGACCGCAAGCAGGAACAUGCAUUUUGUACAAUUCCAGUUGAAAUCGAGAGGCCCCCAACAUCUGGGCGCCCAGUUGGAGCCGAAUGGUGACAUUUUUGACAUAAGUGCGGUGGAUUCCUCCAUCCCCAAUUCGUUGGUGGAAUGUUUGGCGACCGGAGAGAGUGUUAUUGAGAAAACAAAAAGAAUAAUAGCAGCGAACAGGGCAAUAGUACCGCUAUCGAACGUAAAGCUCCUUCCCCCGGUAAUCAAACCCAGCAAAGUAAUAUGCAUAGGAUACAAUUAUGCUGGACACUGCGCCGAAUUGAAAAUUCCUCCUCCCACAGAACCUGUAUUCUUCAACAAGUUCGCCUCUUGUAUCAUCGGUCCAUAUGACGAUAUCAAACUUCCAGAAAUGAGCGAGAAGGUAGAUUGGGAGGUAGAACUAGCUGUUGUGAUUGGGAAAAAGGCAAAAUGCGUGAGGAAAGACCAGGUCGGUCCAUAUAUUUUUGGUUACACUGUAGCUCAAGAUGUUAGCGCUAGAGACUGGUUGACAAGUGAGGCUAAUGGGGGGCAAUUUUUAUUAGGGAAGUGUAUGGAUACGUUCUGUCCCUUGGGCCCGUCUGUAGUAGAUAGAGAUAGCGUAGGCGACGUCAACAACUUAAACAUAAAGUCAACUUUAAACGGGGAAUUGCAACAAAGCGGUAACACAUCGGAGUUUAUCUGCAAGAUAGAUUUUAUAGUGUCUUAUUUGUCACAUAUCUUCACACUACAACCUGGUGACAUUAUUUUGACUGGUACACCGACCGGAGUGGGUCUUCAUAAGAAACCACCGCGAUUUUUGCAAAGAGGCGAUGUUCUAGAAAGUGAAAUUGAGGGCGUCGGUAAAAUACGUAAUUCUGUGAUUUAAACUGGCAGCAAACCUAAUUGUUUAAUUCUUGACCACGUGCAACUAUCCAAUAAUAAUAGCAGCUGGAAAGUCAGUGGUAUCAGUAAAUGACGUUAACCUUCUUGCACCAAUCUCGAAACCAGAUAAAGUGGUAUGCAUAGCACGUAAUUACACAGGACAUUGCCAGGAGCAGAACCUCCCUGCUCCCACGGAG
Photinus pyralis (common eastern firefly) is the source of this 1523-nucleotide messenger RNA. RefSeq names its product fumarylacetoacetate hydrolase domain-containing protein 2A. The record is from RefSeq and is a predicted model, not a curated record. The transcript is spliced from 5 exons. Gene Ontology annotation, molecular function: hydro-lyase activity. Lineage: Eukaryota; Metazoa; Arthropoda; Insecta; Coleoptera; Lampyridae. Bases 323 to 1330 code for a protein of 335 amino acids.